This is a messenger RNA of Sarcophilus harrisii (Tasmanian devil), 1898 nucleotides long. RefSeq names its product forkhead box N4 (gene FOXN4). The coding region runs from base 137 to 1654 and encodes 505 amino acids. Gene Ontology annotation, molecular function: DNA-binding transcription factor activity, RNA polymerase II-specific; transcription cis-regulatory region binding. NCBI's taxonomy places the organism in Eukaryota, Metazoa, Chordata, Mammalia, Dasyuromorphia, Dasyuridae. The transcript has 9 exons. The record is from RefSeq and is a predicted model, not a curated record. Gene Ontology annotation, biological process: regulation of transcription by RNA polymerase II.
UUCCUUCUUUCCACUCCUUUCCCUCUUCUUCUACACACACACACACACACACACAUCCAUCCUCUUGAACAGCGAAUUAUUCAUCAUCUCCCUCACCUCCCUAACCAAGUUUUUGUCUUUCUUUCCCCUCAAGGAGAUGAUAGAAAGUGACAUUACAGCCAUAAUGUCAGGAAUCCUUAGAAAUUCAGGACAGAAUCUUCACUCUUCUCCGCAGGAAUACAGGCUCAUGGCCUCCGACCCCUCCCGGGCUGCCGAGGAGGAGCUGCCCAGUGACCUGCAGUCCCUCUCCUGGCUGACGGCAGUGGACGUGCCGCGGCUGCAGCAGAUGGCCAGCAGCCGGAUGGACUUUGGAGGCCCCGGUGCCUUGCUGCAGCAGACAGGUUCCAUGGCAGCCAGUGUGCUCACGGUGGGCGCCCCGGGCGCCAUCAGCCACGUGCCAGGCAGCGUGCCCCCCCAGGGCCUGCUGGGGCUUGGCAGUAUCGGGUCCCACGGAGCCAGUAUGAGCCAGUACCCCAUGGGGGGCCAGCAGGACCAGCCCCAGCUCUACCCGGCGCCCUCCCAGCCGCCAUUUACCCUGGCCCAGGGGCCACAUCAGUGCCCCCCUGCCGGAAUGUACAGCGUCUCCUUCGGGGCACAGCCUCCGUUCCCCCAGCCUCGCCUCCCCGCGCACUCAGCCCAGGACCUGCACCCCAAGCACUACCCCAAGCCCAUCUACUCCUACAGCUGCCUGAUCGCAAUGGCCUUGAAAAACAGCAAGACGGGCAGCCUCCCGGUCAGUGAGAUCUACAGCUUCAUGAAGGAGCACUUCCCCUACUUCAAGACGGCCCCCGAUGGCUGGAAGAACUCGGUCCGACACAACCUGUCCCUGAACAAGUGCUUCGAGAAGGUGGAGAACAAGAGCAGCGGCUCCUCGCGCAAGGGCUGCCUCUGGGCCCUUAACCUGGCGCGCAUCGACAAGAUGGAGGAGGAGAUGCACAAGUGGAAGCGGAAGGACCUGGCCGCCAUUCACCGCAGCAUGGCCAACCCGGAAGAGCUGGACAAGCUGAUCAGCGACCGGCCGGAGAGCUGCCGCCGCCUCGGGGAGCUCGGGGAGCCCGACGCGCCGGGGCCCGGCCGCCUGGCCGCCCCGCGCCUCCCGCCGCAGCCCGUGAUGACCCUGUCGCUCCAGCCCCUGCCCCUGCAGCACCAGCUGCAGCCUCGCCUGGGCCUGGCCCCCGGCUCCCCGGCGCCCGCCCAGACCCCGCCGCUGCACGCCCUGCCCGACGUGAGCUGCAGCCCCCUCCCCACCCACCACGCCCUCAGCAGGGCUCCCGUGGACUUCCUGAGCGUCGUGGGCGACGUGGGCGCGGAGGUGGACGCCCUGGACCCCAGCAUCGUGGACUUCGCCCUGCAGGGGAACCUCUGGGACGACAUGAAGGACGACAGCUUCAGCUUGGACGCCCUCGGGGCCUUCAGCAACUCCCCCCUGCAGCUGUCGGACUGUGACCUGGGCGCCUCGGGGCUCACCCCCGUCUCCAGCGGCAGUGACCAGUCCUUCUCAGACUUGCAGGUCACCAGCCUGUACACCGCCUACGCAGCCGCAGGGGACGGCGCGCCUUCCUCCUCUGCCCAGUACCUGGGCGCCCCAGGCAAUAAGCCCAUUGCCCUGCUCUGAGCGCCCGGGCUCUUGGCCUUGGUGGGCAUGGGGGCCUGGCCUUGGAGGCGGAAUGGGGGGAGGUCUGGUGCGUGGGGGAAAUGGCGGGUCAGGAGCUCUGCUCUGCUGGAGCCCACCAGCCCAGUCCCUGCCCACGGGCGGAUCCCCAGCCCCAGGGGGCCGCUCCUGCUGCUCACAUGGCCCUUAGGAAGAUAUGGAGCUGUGUGUGUGUGUGCGUGUGUGUGUGUGUGUGCGUGUGUGUGUG